AUGAAAAUACGCGGUACCGGCGGCAGGACGCUCCACCGGAGGCUUCUGGCCAUGCACGUUAUUGCGUCCGUCAAUAUGAGCGCAGGGGCAGCGAAGUACAUGCUUCCCCUUUCGGAUACUUCGUGCCGGGUGUCUCAUCGAGCAUGGAUCGCUUCACUCCUGUUCUACGACGCGUGCCUGGUGCUGUUUCUCCUUGCAAAGACAGGCGUUACGAACGGCAACAGAACUCUCACCUGUUGGGAAAAAGGAAUUACCUGGUGGUCUCGCUUCUGGGCCUGGAUAUACCUGCCGGUGUCAGCAACGUUCUUGGGCCUUACCUUUCCUGGCGAGGUAAAUUCGGAGGGGACGGCGUGUUUCAAUAGCUACAGGGAGGAGACGGACACUGCGGAGGUCGGGGAUGUGGCUGGAUUCGCUAGCAACAAUGUCUUGUUAACUGUCCAGUACGUGCUGCUGCUGGCGAUGUUCAUAAAGCCAAUGCUUGUUUCGCAAGGCAACACUCAAUCCGGCGGGGCGGUGUACCGCCGGGUGGUGAUCCGGAAUAUAGUGUGCACUAUCGGCAUCGCCUGUGCGUACGUGAUCACGACGGUCGUGGUGGUCCUCGCGUUACUCAGCAGUUCGUCUGAUACCAACAAGAGCGGCGUCGUUCUCAGAUGUGUGGCCUACUCAUCGCGGGUCCAUUACUCUACCGUGCCCCCUUGA
Molecule: messenger RNA, 699 nt
Organism: Ectocarpus siliculosus
Lineage: Eukaryota; Phaeophyceae; Ectocarpales; Ectocarpaceae
Source: the annotation of a GenBank genome assembly